AUGGUGCUGCUUACCAUGACCGCCUCCAUGGUGGAGAGCCUUGGUCAUAUCGCUCCAGGGCCAGAGCUGUGUUCCGAUGAAGCCUCGCCGUCCCUCGAUCAGCCUGCUGUCGGCAAGCCCAUCGCUCACAGCCAGAUCAUAAAUCUGUGGAAGCAGCUCAAGACAUGCGCAGAUGCUCCAUCAAUAAGCCUCGAGAAGCUCCUCGUCGGCGCAGUGGUGUACAUCCCACCUCCACCUCCCAAGCCGGAACCGACACCGCAGUUCAAGGCCCUGAUGGCCCGCCUACGACGCGAGGAGGAAGACCGAGUGUACCAGCGCAUGCUGAACCCGCACAGCGACCACCACAACACAACAAACGGGUACGCCCAGGCCGGUCCUGCCCAGCGAGCUUUUGCCGCCGUCAACCAGCCUCACACGGCGGCCGACACGGGCGAUAACGACGCCACGUACAACGAUGUGCACCGCCAGCUCCUCCUGCUCAUCAACUUUCUCGUCAGCAUCAUCGGCGUCGCUGCCACGCUGUGGAUCGCCGCCCGGUGGUGGAGUGUGCCCGCGCGGCUGUUCCUUACAAUGGGCGGCAGUCUGGUCGUGGCUGUUGCCGAGGUGGCCGUUUACUCCAUUUACGUGUGGAGACUGGAGGAUUCAAAGCACAAGGAGGAAGAGGUCAAAGAAACGAAGGAGGUGGCGGAGACGUGGACUGUCGAGCCACGGGCGCAAGAGCACAAUGAACCUGUCUCAGUGGAUGCUAAGAAUACGGAUGGCAUGAGGAAACGAGUGACUACGGUGAAAGAGGAAGAUUGA
Geosmithia morbida is the source of this 801-nucleotide messenger RNA. Its product is annotated as Endoplasmic reticulum-based factor for assembly of V-ATPase. The transcript is spliced from 2 exons. NCBI's taxonomy places the organism in Eukaryota, Fungi, Ascomycota, Sordariomycetes, Hypocreales, Bionectriaceae. The record is from RefSeq and is a predicted model, not a curated record. Gene Ontology annotation, biological process: vacuolar proton-transporting V-type ATPase complex assembly. Bases 1 to 801 code for a protein of 266 amino acids. Gene Ontology annotation, cellular component: endomembrane system.